Messenger RNA from Xyrauchen texanus (razorback sucker), 1344 nucleotides. RefSeq lists its product as uncharacterized. Lineage: Eukaryota; Metazoa; Chordata; Actinopteri; Cypriniformes; Catostomidae. The transcript has 8 exons. The coding region runs from base 93 to 917 and encodes 274 amino acids. The record is from RefSeq and is a predicted model, not a curated record.
UGCAAGUAUGUGUCAUUUUGUCAUCAGAGUUACAUUUUGACAAAGGAAUGUUUAGGUUUUGAUAGCAGAGUUUCAAUUUGACACAGAUGUGAAUGGUAUAUUUCCCAAUGUUGUGUCAUGUUUACUUGUGUGUAGAGUUUUUGCACAAUGAGCAAAGUUUUGCAAAAUGUGUUCAAGCAACGGGCAAAAACUGUAAUAUAAUUACUCUCCUGUUUUUAGGAUUCUUCAUUGUUGCAGUUUUGCCAGUGUUGACAACAAUGACAAGAUAUAACUGGAAUGUCACAUGUGGGGAAGAAAUGGGCUGUUCACCUUUGGUCAGAAGAUCAGUGUGGUUCAUGUUUAUGUCAUUCAUUAAUGCAGUAAUGAUAUAUUUCUACAUCACAGCACUCGCAAAUGAAACAGAUUCUGUGGGAUGGGGAUGUUUGAUUGGGUUUCUGCGGUUACUCUGGACAGUUGUGAACUUCACAUAUUCAUUUAAUGAUUGGGAUUUCCCCCGUCUUGUCCCUGUGUACCUGUUUGGAUCAGUUGGUGUUGUUUUAAUAAGCGCUGUUUCACUGAUGACAGAACUGAUACUGAAAACAGUUAAUGGUGAGCGUGCAGUCGGAGAUCUGAGAAUUGUUGUUUUUUCAUGUGAAAGUUUCUUGAUCUUUUUCCUGCUGAUUUUACUCGUAUUUAAACCCUGGAUCAAAACCUGUCAGCAGUCAUGUCAGAAUGCAGCAAGAGCAAGAUCUCAUCGAACUCAAGACGCCAGAUCAAACCAGAACGAGAACCAAAGUUCUCAAAAUGCAGCAGGAUCUGAUGAAACUCCAGUCGCUGGAUCAAACCAGAACCAGAACUCCGUAGAAAUGAAUCCUCUACUACAGACGCUAAGAUCAGGAGGCUGGACAGAGAAAAGAGACGGAGGAAACUCGGCCUGAUUCAGUCGAGACACAAACAUAAUCAACAAUGAGAGAAAACAAAUGUGUCAAACACUUGUACAUGUUUACUCAAACUCUUAUGAGUGCUGACAAACUGAAACUUCUGAUGUCCUUCAGUUCAAAACAUACAGAUUAUUAUUGUUAUUGUGAGCAUUUUUAUAUGUUGUUUUUUAUGUUUUCUCCUUUUUGAGAAGAGCUGUAAAUAAAUGCAGACUGUGUUUAAGUAAUUGUGUAAUAAAACUGCUUGUUUUGCUUGUAAAUCAGUUGCUCUGUUUUCAUACUUGUGUUAGACAUUGUGCUUUGACUAUAUGAAAAUAAAUGUGCGGUCCAUGUAAAUAAACUCUUGUAAAGUCUAUUAUGAUUUAAUUUUUUAUUUUUUUAAAUAAGUACUUGCACUUAAAGGAGUAAUAAUUACAAGUUCAAUAGA